This is a messenger RNA of Myripristis murdjan (pinecone soldierfish), 6517 nucleotides long. It is a transcript of the gene xpr1a, whose product is annotated as xenotropic and polytropic retrovirus receptor 1a. Gene Ontology annotation, biological process: phosphate ion transport; cellular response to phosphate starvation. The coding region runs from base 312 to 2393 and encodes 693 amino acids. Gene Ontology annotation, molecular function: inositol hexakisphosphate binding; phosphate transmembrane transporter activity. The transcript has 15 exons. Lineage: Eukaryota; Metazoa; Chordata; Actinopteri; Holocentriformes; Holocentridae. The record is from RefSeq and is a predicted model, not a curated record. Gene Ontology annotation, cellular component: Golgi apparatus; plasma membrane; cytoplasm.
GCCCAGGGAGGGACGCAGCAAAGUCACUGAGGUCCUCGCACCGGCUCCGUUAUACUGCCACCAAACCACCUGUUAAAGGGAGGGAGGCCAUUGUUAUCGCCGUCCCUCCCGUGAAAUAGUAUGCGGGACGGGAUCUGCUUGGAGCACGUUCACCGGGACGAGCCAGAAGUGGAGUAGAGGAGCGGAGUGCGCCGGGCUGACGCACCGUGUGCCAGCAAGUUGACCGAAAUCACAAAAGUCGCGUCAGCGGGGAAAGGGGACAGUCGCACUCGGAUUUACGGAGGAUUGAGGGAAUAGUUGCCCCGGAAAAAAUGAAAUUCGCAGAGCAUCUUUCGUCCCAUAUCACUCCGGAGUGGAGGAAACAGUACCUCCAAUAUGAGGCAUUCAAGGACAUGCUGUAUGCUGCCCAGGACCAAGCCCCGUCCAUAGAAGUCACAGAUGAAGACACUGUGAAGAGAUAUUACGCCAAGUUUGAGGAGAAGUUUUUCCAGACCUGCGAGAAGGAGCUUUUGAAAAUCAACACAUUCUAUUCAGAAAAGCUCGCUGAAGCCCAGAGACGUUUCGCCACGCUGCAGAAUGAGCUGCAGUCUUCACUGGAUGCUCAGCGGGAGAGCAACGCUCCGCCCGGCCUGCGCAAACGCAAGACGGUGUUCCACCUGUCGCAGGAGGAGCGCUGCAAACACCGCAACAUCAAGGACCUGCAGCUGGCCUUCAGCGAGUUCUACCUCAGCCUCAUCCUGCUCCAGAACUACCAGAACCUGAACUUCACUGGUUUCCGUAAGAUCCUGAAGAAGCAUGACAAGAUCCUGGACACUCCUCGCGGGGCCGACUGGCGUGUGGCUCACGUGGAGGUGGCACCUUUCUACACCUGCAAGAAGAUCACACAGCUCAUCUCUGAGACAGAGGCUCUGGUGACCACAGAGCUGGAGGGAGGGGACCGUCAGAGGGCCAUGAAGAGGCUGAGAGUUCCUCCACUGGGAGCAGCACAGCCCGCUUUGGCCUGGACGACUUUCCGUGUGGGUCUCUACUGCGGCGUCUUCAUUGUCCUCGCCAUCUCCUUCGUUCUCACCGGUGCUGUGUUUAUCCGCUACGAGAACGUGUGGCCUCUGGUGCGGAUUUAUCGGGGCGGCUUCCUCCUGAUCCAGUUCCUCUUCCUACUGGGCAUUAACACCUAUGGGUGGAGACAGGCCGGAGUCAACCACGUGCUCAUCUUCGAGAUCAACCCGCGAAACAACCUCUCACACCAACACCUGUUUGAGAUUGCUGGUUUCCUGGGCGUGCUGUGGUGUAUGAGCAUCCUGUCCUGUCUCUACUCGGAGUACACCUACCUGCCCAUGCAGAUCAACCCUCUCGUCCUGUACGGCUUCAUGGUGCUCUUCCUCAUCAAUCCCUUCAAAACCUGCUACUACAAAUCUCGCUUCUGGCUCCUGAAGCUGCUGUUUCGUGUUUUCACUGCGCCAUUUCACCGCGUGGAGUUCGCAGACUUCUGGCUGGCCGACCAGCUCAACUCCCUGGUGGUCGUUCUGAUGGAUCUGGAGUAUCUCAUCUGCUUCUACAUCUUUGAGCUGCAGUGGAGCAACAGCAAGGGCCUGUUGCCCAGCUUCAGAGAUGACUACAUAUGCCACAGCUACUCGUAUGGUGUGCGUGCCAUCAUCCAGUGUCUGCCUGCCUGGGUCCGCUUCGUCCAGUGCCUGAGGCGUUACCGUGACACCAAAAGGGCCUUCCCUCACCUGGUGAAUGCUGGGAAAUAUUCAACAACCUUCUUUGUGGUCACCUUUGCAGCGCUCUAUGCUACACACAGAGAGCAAGGACACACAGAUGCUGACAUGUUCUUCUACCUGCUGAUCGUGUUCUCGACAGUCAGCUCUCUUUACACACUCAUCUGGGAUCUGCGCAUGGACUGGGGUCUGUUUGACCGUGGAGCUGGAGAGAACACCUUCCUCAGAGAAGAGAUAGUCUACCCACAUAAGGCGUACUACUACUGUGCCAUCAUAGAAGAUGUGAUCCUUCGUUUUGCCUGGACUGUCCAAAUCUGUCUGACCACCAUGACUAACAUCCACUCUAUGGGCGACAUUGUAGCCACUCUACUGGCUCCCCUCGAGGUCUUCAGGCGUUUUGUGUGGAACUUCUUCCGUCUGGAGAACGAGCACCUGAAUAACUGUGGUGAGUUUCGUGCUGUGCGGGAUAUCUCGGUGGCACCGCUCAACGCUGACGACCAGACGCUGCUGGAGCAGAUGAUGGACCAGGAGGAUGGUGUCCGGAACCGCUCUGGCAAGAAGACAUGGAAGAGAUCUUACAGCCUGUCACUCCGACGCCCCCUGCUGUCCUCCUCACAAUCCAAGAAAGACACAAAGGUGCUUAUUGAAGAUACGGAUGAUGAGGCCUUCAGCUGAGUCCAGAGUGUCAGCAUGCACACACACGCACACACACACACACACACACACACACACACACACACAUGCACACACAUGCGCACACACACACACACACACACACACACACACCACACAAACACACGUUUGUAUUACUAUACUUAUGAAGGGUCUUCAUCAUUCCUUAAUCCCUAAUCCCUAACCCCAGAAUAACAAUCCCUAGCCCUUACCCAGCCUGAACCAAAUCCAAAUUGUAAUUGCAACCCUGAAAAGAAAGCUUAAAGAAGUGAGGGCCGGCCCAAAUGUCCUCACUCUGGAGAACUGCCGUCGCUUUUCUUUCCUUGUGAGGACAUUUGGUCCUUGUGAGUAUAGAAAUGCACACAGAUACACACAGCUAAUACACACAGUAUACACACCACAGUGCAGAAACACACAGAAAGACAACCUUGCUGAAGCACAAGAAGAGUGUAGUAUUGCUACAGUUGAGGAGACAGCUAUAACACACAGCCAUACAGACAGUCAGACAGACAGACAGACAGACAGAUAUCACGGCAAACCUGCAGGAUAGGCACAUAGCUGGAGAGACAAGACCACACUGCCCUGGGAUUUUCCUCAGUAUUUUCCUCUUCCUCUUCUUUUUUUUUAACAGACUUUUCAUUUGCAUUAUUUACUUUGAGAUCUUUGUAUAAUUAUUUUAGUUUUUCUUUAAUUUUUUUCUGAAUUUUAUUUUUGGAAAAAAAGCUGCAUAGAUAGGCUACAGAUGACUGUUUACAUGCCUUUUUACUACAUCAGGAUCAACAGGGAGAAGACAAGCCAAUCAAAAGACUAAAUACUGAACAAUAACAGAAGCCUGAGGAAGGACUCAACACGUAUCACAGCAUAUCAAAAAAAAUCAACUGGUUUCAACUUGUUGGUUCUUUUUAUACUCCACGUUUUUGGGUUGAUUUAUUUUGUCUAUUGAGUUGUAAUAAAGUCAGUGUACAACGACAACCCUGGAGGCACUUGCAGGAAAAGUGCAUUUAAUACAUAAACAAAAGAUGAAAAAACAAACUUGUACAAAAAGGAAGUUUUGAUUCAAACUUAUUUCUAGUCUGUGAAGUUGCUUUGUAAUAAUUCUUUUGAUGUGCAUUACUACUCGGAUAUCGUAGUUGCUAUGUACUACUACUUAUGUGUUAUUUAUAAGAGUGAGAGUAGCUCGAGCAUCCACACAAAUGAUUGUUGAUGUAUUUUCUAAUGUUUGGAAUGUUUUUCUCCAUUAGACUUGUGCCAUGUUUUUACGAAGCUAAGAGUUUGACCCCAUUCUGUGGAUAUGAGGACAAAGCCUUUCUCAAUAAUGUCAUUUUGUCCAUUUAUCCACUCCCCCAAUUGGUGCAAAAAAAACGGACUUCAAACAAAAAUCCAAUCAUUAUCGGCCUAAUAGUGUCAUCUCAAAGUGCCCAGUUAGCUACAGUAUAUGUGUGUGCAUUGCUAUUCUUUGCAUUAAUUACCAAAGCUUUAUUUCCAUGAAUGUGUCUGUGGCUAGAGUAGCUUUGUCCAUGCAGCCUGCCUGAGCUAGAGAGUGGAGCGAUCCUGUUAUGAGCUUAAUGUAUAUUGUCCUGGGCUGAUGAUGGGGCCAUGUUUUGCUCUUUGCUGGCAGGUGUUGUCUGUCGUUGGAUAGCCAAGUGAUAUGACUACUAUUACUAGUAUUAUUGUCUAUUAAUGAUGAUGAUGUAUUGUUUCAGGUGGUCCGUUGAAUUGUGAGUGAGAAGUUGCUCUCAGCUCAUACAGGUGCAUUUUGAUGCACUUCACAUUACUGCCACAUACAUGUUUUUUUUUUGUUUGUUUGUUUUUUGUUUUGUUUUUUUUGCUCUAGUGUUCACUGUUGCCUCAUUCAUUUGUAGCACUUUUCGGAGACAUGAUUUUAAGUGAUGUGAAUGUGCUGUAAUUUUAUUUUGCCAAGAGUAGUAACAACACCCAGGACAAAUGAACUGUACAACUGACAUCCAUCAUUAGACCUUUUUUCCUGUUUGCUGAUUUUCCUCCAUCCUGUUUCGAUGACAAACCACUACACACACACACACACACACACACACACACACACAUACACACAUACUGCUACGCAAACACAUAUUCACACACAUUUUGCCUGUCCUUCAGAUUGAGCAAUAUGGUGCAAGCAAAAAUCUUAUCUGCUGUAACUUUGAAAGUAGGUUGCUGCUCUGUUUUGAGGGCCUCCUGCCUUUUCAGGGGAAGCAUAUGAACUGACUAGACACACAGUGGUGUGUGUGUUUCACUCUCUGCUUUCUCCUCCUUUUUACUUCCCUUUCUUCUCUCCUCCUGUGCCCCUCCCUGUGGCUUCGCUGUGUUAACACCACACAGUCAUAAGACAAAGCCCAGAGAGCCUAAAGACAAAUGUGUUUAUUAUACACUCACAGAAAUGUCUGUUUGCACAACUUCAAGUUUGUUUUUUUUUUCUGUGGUGGCUUGAAAGACAUUUCUGCUGAGUGAAAAAGCCUCUCUGGGCACAACGGGCCCUGUGUAAGUUGGAAAGCUAGAAAGUACACAAUGUGUUGUACCUGCUAAGGUCCGCAUUUGGGAAAUAGGUAGUUUCUCUGUCCGUUUAGAUAUACUGGACACAUGCCAUGUUAUGCACAAGUACAUUUAAAGGCAUACAGGCAUAUCAUCGCACACUUACAUACACACACAUAUACACACAAACACACACACACACACACACACAGCCUACAUUGCCUCUCUCUCCCUGUCUUGUGUCAGACAACACAACCCCUCAGCAGAUUGUUUUGUAGUAAGGCUCUGCCUAUGUUGUCAUGCCUGCAUGCUGCUUUUGUUUUACACUGUACAUAGAUCUUAAUUUAUUUUCCAUGAUGUGUAUAUUAACAAUCAUUGUGGCCGCCGUAGCAAUGAUUGGUUUCAUACAUUUAAAUGUUUUUCGCUCAAAGACAAGCAGUAUUUUUAGGUGAUGAGGAGGUUUUUCUGAUUGUUCACAAUCCUGCACUCUUUUUCAUGUGUACAUUUGUCAAAACUGUGUUUGUAUAAAAAAAAAAAUAGAAGAACAUAGAAAAAAAAAGCUAGAAAUGGAGAAUGGUGAUUCUGGAUUGUUAUUGGUUGUAUCUUGUUGGUAAUUCCAUCUUAUUUCCUGACUCCGUCAUCCCCGGGGUUUGCGUCCAGGGCUCAUGGAGGAGGUGGGGACAGCGGGGGCGGAUUCCUGUGUCCUGAAGCUCUGUGACUGCUGAUAUGUGUGCAUUUGUGAAUGUGCAUGAAUCCCUUCUGUCUUUAUCAUGACAUCUUGAUGUUGUAAAUCGUGCUGCAGACGGAGGACAAGCACUGUGGUGAAAGGACUGACAAAUAGGGCACAGGAAGACACCCCCAGUCCAGAGAGCAAGAUACCGCUGCAGAAAAUCAACUCAAAACUGAGCCCAGAUCUGACUGAGCUAUAGCCAACUUCUUCAGCAGCCAGUGGUCGCACAUGAAGUUGAAUAUAUCAUAACCAGAUCUAGGAUCUCAAUAUACUCGCUGGAAGCAUUUUUAUAUGCCUUUUCUGCGAGUGCUGGUAAAAACAAAUCUUUUCGUGACCAGCGACAGUAGGCCUGUUCACAGAGAUACAGUAAGUAUAACUCGUUGACAAAAAUAGGGUUAUUUUGUACAGUUUGUGACUGAUGACGAGAUGGUGGUAACGCAAGCCCUGACAUCACAUUUUCUCAUGGGUGAAAACCACUGAUGAUGAUUUUACUGUUUUUACUGCUUGCUGAAACCCCCGAGAUGUGAAAGUGCUUGAUAUCUCUGCAUCCUCUUCCCUCCUCUUUCUCUCUCUCUCUUGAUGUUGUACCCUCUCUCUAAUCUAGGUGAAUGUGAUAGUACCUGUAGUUUGGUAGAUGGAUGUACUUUGAUAAAAAAAAAAAAAAAAAAGAAGAUAAUAGAAUAAAUACAUUAUGUGGUUAAAUGUGAUUUUAAGAGACAUAAGACUAAAGAAAGGAACACGUCUUACGGACCCAUCCGCCCAGUCUCUUUUACAGAGUAGUUUGUACAUGUCGAGUGUAUAACACUGUACUAUGAUGGUUUUCCUGAUGGUAUUUGUAUUUCUGUAUACACUUUGGUGAUCCUGUCAUAUCUGGGUUUUAUAAACCACGCUUAUUUUUAAAACUCUC